Argentina anserina (silverweed cinquefoil) is the source of this 2970-nucleotide messenger RNA. RefSeq names its product tRNase Z TRZ3, mitochondrial. The coding region runs from base 35 to 2863 and encodes 942 amino acids. Gene Ontology annotation, molecular function: 3'-tRNA processing endoribonuclease activity. The record is from RefSeq and is a predicted model, not a curated record. The transcript has 12 exons. Gene Ontology annotation, cellular component: mitochondrion. Gene Ontology annotation, biological process: mitochondrial tRNA 3'-end processing. Lineage: Eukaryota; Viridiplantae; Streptophyta; Magnoliopsida; Rosales; Rosaceae.
CACACAAAAGCCAUUAGUAUUUCCCCAUAAGAAGAUGCAAGUCUCAAACCUCCGACUCCUCUUCUUGACCCCUUUGCACCCUUCGCUUAAACCCUCCUUCUCUCUCCUCCCCAAAUCAAAACCCUACUCCAUCCUCACCGCCCUCGCCUCCUCCCACCCAAAACGACGCCGUCCCAUUCCCUACAACUCCCCCAGACCCAGAAGCAAAAGCACUCUCAGACACCGAGACCAAGGAAUGGAGGAUAAGACCGAGUCCGUUUCCUUCAACAAGAGAAGAGCCGAGGGUCAUGACAAGAACGAUAGGCCCAAGAAGAAUCUUCAGAGGAGAUCCAGGCCUCUUAAUCCUACAAACACCAUAGCUUAUGUUCAGUUUCUAGGGACUGGAAUGGAUACUCUGGAUACAUCUCCUUCAGUGUUGCUAUUCUUUGACAAGCAAAGGUUUAUUUUUAAUGCUGGAGAGGGACUGCAAAGGUUCUGCACAGAGCAUAAGAUUAGAUUGUCAAAGAUAGAUCACAUAUUUCUCUCUCGUGUCUGCUCUGAGACUGCCGGUGGAAUUCCAGGUUUGCUGUUAACUUUGGCUGGCAUGGGUGAAUCAGGAAUGUCUGUUAAUGUGUGGGGCCCAUCAGAUCUUAAGUUCUUGGUAGAUGCCAUGAAGUGUUUCAUUCCAAAUGCUGCCAUGGUUCACACUAGGAGUUUUGGCCACACACAUGGGUCUGUGGGGGCUCCUAUGGCUGAUGAAACUGAAGUUACCGAACCCAUUGUUUUAGUUGACGAUGAAGUUGUCAAAUUAUCAGCCAUUCUUCUACGACCAAGUUUGUUGGAAGGGUCUCAGCGCCUGAAUGGAGUACCGAUGCAGAAUCCUGCUGCAAAGGUCCUUGAUGAUGGGACAGAUCAUUCUUCAGAACCCAUUGGGCUAAAUGGCAGAAGUGUACGUACUGGAAAGCCUGGCGACAUGUCUGUAAUCUAUGUCUGUGAAUUACCUGAAAUUAAAGGGAAAUUUUUCCCUGAGAAAGCUGAGGCUUUAGGUGUUAGACCAGGGCCCAAGUAUCAUGAAUUGCAACUUGGAAACUCGGUGAAGUCGGAUAAGCAGAACCUCAUGGUUCAUCCAAGUGAUGUAAUGGGACCCUCUGUUCCUGGUCCUAUUGUACUCCUUGUCGACUGCCCGACAGAAUCUCAUUUGCAGGAAUUGUUAUCUGUACAAUGUCUCAGUAGCUAUUAUGCAGAUUUCUCUGGUCCCCCUGAUAAUGCUAAGGUUGUCACUUGUGUCAUUCAUUUGAGUCCUUCAUCCCUCACAAGCAAUUCAAACUACCAGAGAUGGAUGAAAAGAUUUGGUUCAGCCCAACAUAUCAUGGCUGGACAUGAAAGGAAGAAUGUGGAGAUUCCAAUUUUGAAAGCGAGUGCAAGAAUUGCAGCUCGACUAAAUUAUCUAUGUCCACAGUUCUUUCCAGCUCCAGGUUUUUGGUCUCUUCAGCACCGUGAUUGCUUGGCACCAGAGUCCACUACUUCAAGUGAGGGUUCUGCUUGUGAAAGCAUUUCUGCUGAAAACCUUCUCAAGUUCACUUUGCGGCCAUAUGCUCAUCUUGGAUUAGAUAGAUCUUUAGUUCCAAGUAAGGUAGCUUCUGUAGAUGUCAUCAAUGACUUACUUUCAGAGAAUCCGGAGGUUGUAGAUGCUGCCCAAUGUGUUAGCCAGUUCUGGCGUCAGUCCACAGAAACCAAGGAAAAGAUAAGUUUCAUGCAGGAAGAUACGGUUAUGGUUGAAGAGCCAUGGUUUAGUGAGAAUACACUUCCUAGUUGCUUGGAGAAUAUUAGGAGAGAUGAUUUAGAGAUAGUUCUUCUAGGAACUGGAUCGUCUCAGCCAUCUAAAUAUCGCAAUGUCAGUGCUAUCCAUAUAAACCUCUUCUCCAAUGGAGGCUUGCUUUUAGAUUGUGGCGAAGGAACCCUGGGACAGCUGAAAAGAAGAUAUGGUGUAGAGGGUGCGGAUAAUGCUGUUAGAGCUCUUCGAUGUAUAUGGAUUUCUCAUAUUCAUGCUGAUCACCAUACGGGGCUGGCAAGAAUUCUUGCUCUGCGAUGUACUUUGUUGAAGGGAGUGCCUCAUGAACCAGUAGUUGUAGUUGGACCAAGACAGCUUAAGAGAUAUUUGGAAGCGUACCAAAGACUUGAAGAUUUAGAUAUGCAGUUCCUUGAUUGUUGUGCUACUUUAUCAAAUAGACAUCACUCCUCUCCCGGGAAAGAUAGGCUACAUAAUUCUUCUCUAUUUGCUAAAGGAUCUCGUAUGGAGAGCUAUUGGAAGAGACCUGGUAGUCCAGUUGACGACGAUGUUCUGAAGAGAUUGCAGACAUUGCUCAGCGAAGCUGGUCUAGAAUCCUUGAUUAGUGUUCCUGUCAUGCACUGCCCACAAGCCUUUGGUGUUGUCUUGAAGGCUUCAGAGAGAAUCAACAGUGUUGGAAAAGUGAUACCAGGGUGGAAGCUUGUGUACUCUGGUGAUACUAGGCCCUGCCCCGCACUCAAAGAAGCAUCUCGUGGUGCAACAAUUCUUAUACACGAGGCAACAUUCGAGGAUGGCAUGGUAGACGAGGCCAUAUCAAAAAACCACAGCACAACCGAGGAAGCUAUAGAAGUAGGAAACUCUGCUGGUGUUUAUCGCAUCAUUCUUACCCACUUCAGCCAGAGGUACCCAAAAAUCCCAGUAUUUGACGAGACACACAUGCAUAAGACAUGCAUUGCGUUUGACCUGAUGAGUAUAAACAUAGCUGAUUUGCCUGUUCUGCCUAAAGUUCUUCCAUACUUGAAAAUGCUAUUUAAAAAUGAGAUGACAGUGGAUGAAUUAGAUGAGAUGUUAGAUGCUGGAAAUGUUGCUUCUUAGUAACAAUUAUUCAUUCUUUUUCCUCUUUAACUCCCCACAAAUUUUGUAACUCGUGGUAACAAAUUAUUCUUGUAAUCUGUGUAUAUCAUUGAAACUUUGAGAGAGCA